AUCUAACCGGAGGCUCGCAAAUUCAUCAUUUUUUUGCCCAUAUCUUCAUGUUCCCUCCACCAAUCGCCAAACCGCCACCACCAACCUCCUCCCUUUCCUCCGACGACCCCCUGCCUCCAUUACCCAGUCAAUUUUCAACUGAUUACCCUCGUUGGCGGCGGCCUCCGGCAGACCUCCUACGGAACUCUGGUGUCGUUUUCUGGUCGUUCUGUGUUCGUGAGUCGCUCUUCACACCCCGUCCUCCCAAUUCCACUUCUCCUACUUGAGGACAAUGGUUUGCUGCCACCAAUUCUUGGAAAAUCUGCAUCAAACAGAGUACAAUGCGUAGUUUCAUUUGGUCCGCGAAGGGGCGAUUCAGCAGUACUAUUACCAGAACAUUAAUGCCCUCCGCCCAGUCAACUGCCAUGCUUCCAUCCUCACCAC
Messenger RNA from Linum tenue, 423 nucleotides. Lineage: Eukaryota; Viridiplantae; Streptophyta; Magnoliopsida; Malpighiales; Linaceae. The record is from the annotation of a GenBank genome assembly.